AAGCCAGACAUCUGCUCCUCACAUGAAUGCACUCACCUCCUAGAGACCAGGCUGCCAUCAUGCUCUGGAAACUCGUGGAGAAUGUCAAGUACGAAGACAUCUAUGAGGACCGACACGAUGGCGUUCCAAGCCAUAGCUCGAGACUCUCUCAGCUGGGCUCUGUGUCCCAAGGCCCCUACUCGAGCGCCCCGCCGCUGUCCCACACGCCAUCAUCGGACUUCCAGCCACCCUACUUCCCACCCCCCUACCAGCCACUACCUUACCACCAGAGUCAAGACCCCUACUCCCACGUCAACGACCCCUACUCCCUGAACCCUCUCCAUCAGCCCCAGCAGCAUCCCUGGGGGCAGCGACAGCGACAAGAAGUGGGUUCAGAAGCCGGCUCUCUACUGCCCCAGCCCCGGGCAGCCUUGCCUCAGCUCUCGGGCCUUGACCCCCGAAGGGACUACCACUCUGUCCGGCGGCCGGACGUGCUGCUACAUUCGGCACACCACGGCCUGGACGCCGGCAUGGGCGACAGCCUCUCGUUGCACGGUCUUGGGCAUCCCGGCAUGGAAGAUGUGCAGUCAGUUGAAGAUGCCAAUAACAGCGGCAUGAACCUAUUGGACCAGUCAGUCAUUAAAAAAGUUCCUGUCCCUCCCAAAUCUGUCACUUCUCUAAUGAUGAAUAAAGAUGGCUUCUUGGGAGGAAUGUCAGUCAACACCGGCGAGGUAUUUUGCUCGGUUCCAGGCCGUUUAUCUCUGCUCAGCUCAACUUCAAAAUACAAAGUGACUGUGGGAGAAGUUCAGAGACGGCUCUCGCCCCCUGAAUGCCUCAACGCGUCUCUCCUUGGCGGCGUCCUCAGAAGAGCCAAAUCGAAAAAUGGGGGGAGAUCCUUGAGAGAAAGGCUAGAAAAAAUCGGUUUGAAUUUACCCGCGGGCAGGCGCAAAGCAGCAAAUGUCACCCUACUCACCUCCCUGGUGGAAGGGGAAGCCGUUCACUUAGCUCGGGACUUUGGGUAUAUUUGCGAAACAGAGUUUCCUGCUAAAGCCGUGUCCGAGUAUUUGAACAGACAGCACACGGACCCCAGUGACCUGCACUCCAGAAAGAAUAUGCUUCUGGCCACCAAGCAACUUUGUAAAGAGUUCACGGAUCUGCUGGCGCAGGACCGGACACCGAUCGGUAACAGCCGGCCCAGCCCCAUCCUGGAGCCGGGCAUCCAAAGCUGCCUCACGCACUUCAGUCUCAUCACGCACGGCUUCGGCGCCCCGGCCAUUUGCGCUGCGCUCACGGCCCUGCAGAACUAUCUUACCGAAGCGCUCAAAGGCAUGGACAAGAUGUUCUUGAACAACACCACUAACAGGCACACGUCUGGGGAAGGCCCAGGUAGUAAAACUGGCGACAAGGAGGAAAAACACAGGAAAUGAAAAAAAAAAAAAAUUAAAGAGAAGGAAAAUGUUUUAAAUACAAAAGGAAAACAGAAAAAAAAUAAUUUUAGCUUUAACAUAUUGGAUUGGCUUUGGAAGAAUUAUAUUAGGUAGAAUACACAUACAAUCAAAAUUUAAAAGAAAAAGAAAGUUAAGUAACUUUAAAAAAAACUGAGGCGUCAUCGGAGCGACAAACUGGCUCUCGGUGUCUAUUUCAAGAUACACAUGGAGACAACCGUCCGGAUUUUCCACUUCGGUUCUUUCGAGUUUAGUAAUACAGAUAAUAAAAGAAAACUAUGAACCCCCCCCUUUUGGAAAAUAAACAUGAGACUAAACGUGAGAACACGCUAAGUUAUUGGAAGAAAAUUGGAGAAACGUUGGUGUCAAUGCUUUGAGAGCUGGUUGACUGAGACGCACGAACUUUUAAAUUUUUAAUUUUUUUAAAAAGGAAACUCUCGCAGUCCGCGCGCUCCUCCUCACCCUUCUGAAGGCUGCUUCCCUCCCUCCCCCGUCAGUCGGUUCCGGGGAUCUGCUGGGGGAUGCCCGCUGUGAUUAGUUCUUUGGCAGUUGUGUUGUCCCUUUGGUGUCCAGACCUCGCCUCGUUCCUAACUCCCCGGUGCCCAACUCCCCACCCCCUGUGUGUUUAAUUAGGGAGGCGUGGAGGGGGUGGGGGUGGCCCAGAGGGUGUGUGUGUGUGGGGGGAAGGCCAUAGCUUUUGAUCCGGUCUUGAGAGUCGAGACUCCCGCGACAGAGGAAACCAGACCGAUAAGUUGAUUCAUCAUGGUUCCUUUCAGAAAACGUUACUAGUUCCCAGACUUGCCAGCACCUGUUCACAGAGAAUGUCACAUUUGUUAGACUUGUGUCAUCUAGAAGUAGAGUUUAAAAAGAAAGAAAGGAAACAAAACACGAAUACUUUGAUUAGUAUGUAAUUCCUUCGGAGGGGUAUGUACCAUCUCAUUUUCUUCUGUUUCCCAAAGCUUUACCCACAUGGUUUAUGAGCUUCUUCAAAGAAGACUUGGGCUUCCUACACAAUCUAUAAGGUACUGAGAAAAAAGAAAAAAAAAAAAGAAACGAUCCUUUUAAAGUCAAAGCCUGUGUGUCAGAAUUGGGCAGGUUCACUUCUUUAAAGAAGCUCAAAGGAAAUCAUCUAGGAAGUGGACAGCGUGGAGGGUGGGGGGCAGCGUUGAGUCUUCUUGCUAACACCCUUCAACACAGAAAUUCCCUCAGGGGUGGAUCAUUGCAGAAUGCCUUGUAAGGGAGUAAGCCUUCUUGGGAACCUGUAUUCCAACAGUAUUGUCUUCACUGAAAAACGAAUUGCAUUUUCUUGGGCUCUUUGGGGAUCGUUGUUCUAAUGGAGAAAGAAGCAGCUAUACGGUUGUAUUUGGGGAAGACAGUCUACAAAUGACCGUGAGCUUUCUGAAUAAAAGUGUCCCCUUUCAGACAUACAUUUAUUUUGGCACAAAAUGCAUAACACCCACCACCACACCAACCACCACCACAAACACUACCAACUACAAACACCACCCCAAACACCACUACCACGCAAAGUGAAAGAAAGAGCUUGUAUUUCAGCCUCAAAUUCCUGUCUGGAUAUACUGGGAAUAUUCCCAGUCAAUGAGGAUCCAAGCAUUUAAUGUAUCUCACUUCACUCACCCCAACUUUUCACCCAUACUGUAUCUUAGCAUUACCAGGAAAUAAGCCUGUACCUUUAGCAAGAGCAGUGAAAUCC
Chionomys nivalis (European snow vole) is the source of this 3135-nucleotide messenger RNA. It is a transcript of the gene Tfap2b, whose product is annotated as transcription factor AP-2 beta. Gene Ontology annotation, cellular component: nucleus. The transcript has 7 exons. Lineage: Eukaryota; Metazoa; Chordata; Mammalia; Rodentia; Cricetidae. Gene Ontology annotation, molecular function: RNA polymerase II transcription regulatory region sequence-specific DNA binding; DNA-binding transcription factor activity, RNA polymerase II-specific. The coding region runs from base 27 to 1406 and encodes 459 amino acids. The record is from RefSeq and is a predicted model, not a curated record. Gene Ontology annotation, biological process: regulation of transcription by RNA polymerase II; regulation of cell population proliferation; anatomical structure development.